AUGGAGUCUAAUAAUGCAGAUGGGAGAGAGAUAAGAGGAGAGAUUGCUCCUGGUAAGGGAAGCAACAGAGUGUCUUCAAUAGAAAAUGGGAAUAAAGAACAGAGGAAUUUAGAACUACCUAUAGCCACCAAGGAAGACAAGGCACCUGCAUGGAAGCAGUUUUUGAGGCAUUUAGGACCUGGGUUUCUGGUUUCAUUGGCUUAUUUAGACCCCGGAAACUUGGAAACUGAUUUGCAGGCAGGGGCUAAUCAUAGAUAUGAGCUAUUGUGGGUUAUUUUGAUUGGGCUAAUCUUCGCACUUAUAAUUCAAUCACUCGCUGCAAAUCUUGGAGUGUCUACAGGAAAGCAUCUGGCUGAAUUGUGCAAGGCUGAGUAUCCUUUAUUUGUCAAAUACAGCUUAUGGCUACUAGCAGAGGCUGCAGUAAUUGCUGCAGAUAUCCCCGAAGUAAUUGGCACUGCGUUCGCACUUAAUAUAUUGUUCAGCAUACCGGUCUGGACAGGGGUUCUCAUUACUGGAUGCAGCACACUUCUGCUGAUUGGUUUGCAGAGAUAUGGGGUGAGAAAGCUGGAGCUUCUGAUAUCUAUGCUUGUGUUUAUCUUGGCUGGUUGCUAUUUUGGUGAAUUGAGCUAUGUGAAGCCUCCUGCAUCGGAGGUUAUCAAGGGGCUUUUCAUGCCUAGGCUCAAGGGAGCCGGUGCCACCGCCGAUGCUAUUGCUCUCCUCGGAGCUCUUGUUAUGCCGCAUAAUCUAUUUCUUCAUUCUGCGUUGGUGCUCUCUAGAAAGAUUCCAACCUCUGUGAAGGGAAUAAAUAGUGCCUGCAGGUAUUUCUUGAUGGAGAGCGGCUUAGCAUUGUUUAUUGCGCUACUUAUCAACAUUGCUGUUGUUUCUGUUUCUGGAACUGUAUGCUAUGCAAACAAUCUCUCUCCAGAAGAAGUUGAUCAAUGUGGCAAUCUAACCCUGGACUCGGCUUCCUUCUUACUCAAGAACGUCUUGGGCAAAUCAAGCUCCAUUGUCUACGCAAUCGCCUUACUAGCCUCUGGUCAAAGCUCUGCAAUCACUGGAACUUACGCAGGACAGUACAUCAUGCAGGGAUUUUUGGACUUGAAAAUGAGAAGGUGGGUAAGAAAUCUGAUGACUCGAUCAAUCGCCAUCAUUCCCAGCCUCAUCGUCUCCAUCAUCGGUGGAUCCUCCGGUGCAGGAAAGCUAAUUAUUAUUGCAUCCAUGAUACUGUCGUUUGAGUUGCCGUUUGCUCUCAUACCUCUUCUCAAAUUUAGCAGCAGCCGAACCAAGAUGGGUCCCCACAAGAACUCCAUCUACAUCAUUAUUGUAUCAUGGAUCCUCGGUUCGGGCAUCAUCGGGAUAAACAUAUAUUAUCUAAGCACUGGCUUCGUUGAUUGGAUUAUCCAUAGCAGUUUACCGAAGGCUGCUACUGUAUUUAUUGGAAUUCUUGUGUUCCCUCUAAUGGCUGCCUACAUUGUAUCAGUUAUUUAUUUGGUUUUCAGAAAAGAUAAAGUUACCACUUUUGAGGAUAACUCAGACUCCAUUGAAAUGGAAAUGGAGAAGGGGUCGCCUCACUUCAGUCGCAACAAAGAAGGAGGAACUGUGCCUUAUAGAGAGGAUCUUGCUGAUAUUCCUUUUGCAGAGUGAGGGGCAGAGGCAUGAUGUGGGGAUGAAGACAGUAAAAUCAUGAUACAUGUGAUUUUAUGUACA
Phalaenopsis equestris is the source of this 1707-nucleotide messenger RNA. RefSeq names its product metal transporter Nramp5-like. The record is from RefSeq and is a predicted model, not a curated record. Bases 1 to 1644 code for a protein of 547 amino acids. Gene Ontology annotation, biological process: metal ion transport. The transcript has 13 exons. Gene Ontology annotation, molecular function: manganese ion transmembrane transporter activity; cadmium ion transmembrane transporter activity. Gene Ontology annotation, cellular component: membrane. Lineage: Eukaryota; Viridiplantae; Streptophyta; Magnoliopsida; Asparagales; Orchidaceae.